AUGGAGGGGCAGGCGCCCGUCCUGGCCGUGAGCCCCGGCCAGCACGCGCGCCUGGAGCGUUUGACCCUGGUCAACACUACCCUGGGGGCGCCCUGGGACCCCAGGGGGGCGCUCAGCCCCGCGUGGCUGGAUGCGUCCCGCGCGGCCAGCCUGUGGUUGGUGGACACCCUGGUGCUGACCAGUGACACCGUCCUGGAGCAGUACACCGCGUUCAUGCUGGCCCUGCGGCCCGCGGGGUGCGGGCCCGCCGCACGCUUCUACACGGACAACCGCACCUUCCUGCACCUCAACGAGUGGACCGCCCCCUCAGGCGCGCGCGCCACCAACGUGGGCGUCCUGCUCGUCGGCGCCGGCGACAGCCAGCUGCGGCAGCCGCUGGCCGGCAUGCCGCUCGACCCGCCCGCGCCCGUGGUGCUGAGCGCCACCAACGACACGCUCGCGCCGCUGCUGCGGCGCUACGCCGGCGUGGAGACGCCUGAGCCGCUGCUGGUCUACAUAGGCGGCAACGUCACCCUCGGAGGCGGCGGCGGCGGCAGCAGUGAUUCGGGCGGCGCAGUGCCCCCUGCCUCUCGCGCCGGCAUCACGAUCGCGCGCCCCGUCAUCCUGGUCGGCCGCGCGCUGGACCCCACCUCGAUCGACUUCCGCCUGCGCGCCGGCCAGCUCGUCGCGUCGGGGCCGUUUGCCAACCUGACCCUGGACUCGCUGCUGCUGGAGAACCUCGGGUACGGGGACGCGGCCGCGGCGGCGACGGCGCGCGGCGCGGACCUGCGGUCGGUGCUCUCCCUGUGGGCCUUCAGCUUUGACCGCGGUCAGCCGCGCCUCACGCUGCGCAACUGCACGGCGGUCGUCCCCCGGGCCGAGGCUCUAAGAGCCGUCUACUGGUCGUCCCUGUUUGAGGCGGGCGCGCCCUCUGCGGACUGGAUGGGGUCAGAGGCCGGCGUCACAGCCUACAAGGUCCGCCCCGGCCCUGACGACGCGGUCACCAUACUCGACCUCAGGGCAGGGGGCACAGCCUAUGAGGACGUGCUGCUGGCGGACCGCAACCGCGUAGCACCACAGCUGCCGCUGCCGGCGCCCGACGCACGCGGCGCCGCGCCGCAGGGGCCGGGGUUACCCUGGCGGGUGCAGGGGCUGCAGGCCGUGCGCGGAGCCGGGGAGCUGCGGGCCGCCCUCGCCGGCCCUGUUGCGCCCGGUGGCGGCGGCGGAGAGUCUGUGCUGCUGCUGACAGCGCGCACGACCAGCCUCGCCCCCGGCAGCGCGCCCGGCUGGCCGCCUCCCGGCGGCGCGCGCGUGCCGCGCGCCACCGUGAUUGCAGGCGUGUCGCAGGGGCAGACGGCGGUCGACCUGGGGGCACAAGGCAGCGGCGGCGGCGGCGGCGGCAGCGGUGCCGCGGCGCCGCUGCUGCGGCUGCCGGCGAGCGCGCGCGCCGCGUUCCUUGAGCUGCGUUUUUUGACGCUGACCGGGCUCGGGCCCGCCGCCGGCGACCCCGUUGUCGCGUACAAGGCGUCUGAGGGUGGCGCCCAGAACACGAUGCCCGCCAGCAACACCACCAGGCCCAGCGGCAACAGCAGCGUCAGCGGCGCCCGCAGGGACAGGGCAGCGAGCGGCCGGCGCCUGUUGUCGGAUGCGGGGCCGUCAGCCGGCGCCCCUCCGAGCAGCGGCUCGCAGCCGGGGCCCGGUCCCGCGACACCGGGCUCUGCCCUGGAGGGCGAGGCGCCCGCGGCGCGCUGCUGGGCGAUGCUGCUGUGGGCGUUCGCCCGGGACUACGACAGGCCGCACCCAGCUUCGACCUCGCACCCAGCGGUGCGCGGCCCAGCGCCCGCGCCGCGCCUGAGAGGGCCAGCUUCGCCCGCACACGCGUCUUGA
Monoraphidium neglectum is the source of this 1866-nucleotide messenger RNA. RefSeq lists its product as hypothetical. The coding region runs from base 1 to 1866 and encodes 621 amino acids. NCBI's taxonomy places the organism in Eukaryota, Viridiplantae, Chlorophyta, Chlorophyceae, Sphaeropleales, Selenastraceae. The transcript has 7 exons. The record is from RefSeq and is a predicted model, not a curated record.